This is a messenger RNA of Phytophthora infestans T30-4, 816 nucleotides long. Its product is annotated as copper amine oxidase, putative. Gene Ontology annotation, biological process: amine metabolic process. Gene Ontology annotation, molecular function: quinone binding; primary methylamine oxidase activity; copper ion binding. The record is from RefSeq and is a predicted model, not a curated record. The transcript is spliced from 3 exons. The coding region runs from base 1 to 816 and encodes 271 amino acids. NCBI's taxonomy places the organism in Eukaryota, Oomycota, Peronosporomycetes, Peronosporales, Peronosporaceae.
AUGCACGAAGAGGACUUCGUCGGUAACUACGACUAUGGCUUUUACUGGUACUUCUACCUGGACGGGAGAAUCGAGCUGGAAUGCAAGGCUACGGGCAUCGUGUUCACGUCUGGCCGACCGGAGGGCGAGUACGAGUACGCGACCGAGAUGGCUCCUCGUCUUGGCGCACCAUUUUACCAGCACCUGUUCUCAGCACGCUUAGAUGUGGCCAUCGACGGCAACAAGUGCCACGUUGAUGAAUUGGAAGCCAAGCGCCUGCCGAUCAGUCCCGAGAAUCCGCAUGGCAACGCGUUCAUUCGCACAGCGACCCGGCUAAAAAAUGCGAGUGAUGCCCAGCGUGUGGCUGCAAUGGAUAAGGGGCGAGUGUGGCGUAUUGCGUCAAGCGAGGCUAAGAACCGUCUUGGCCGCUCUACGGGCUACGCACUUUUUCCGGAAGGUCAACCGGUGCUUCUGGCGCCGGCUACAUGCCCAAUCAACACCCAGGGUAACCGUUCGGUGGAUGGGGAGGACAUUGUGCUGUGGCACACGUUCGGUCUUACGCACUUCCCACGCGCUGAGGACUGGCCCAUGAUGCCUGUGGACUACGCAGGCUUCAAGAUGAUCCCGGAGGGAUCCUUUGACCGCAAUCCGACACUAGAUGUGCCUGAGUGUCCCGUACCCGGGAAUGUAGGCGUCGUGCCAGGCGCUGGCGGGCCGGCUUUUGUGACAAGGGACCUCGGCGAAGGUCAGCGUGCUGCGACGGCGGGAGGCUGGUUCCCGUUGACCCCGCAAGCUCCCACUCACUUCGCACAGGAGACUGGUGAAGCUAUGGUGUGA